UUGGCCAUUUAAAAUUUGCUUAACUUGAAUUCAUUUUAUGUAAAUCAUGAUUUACUAGAGAUCAUGGUUUUAAAUAACGGCCGUUACGUAGCGUAACGGCCGAUACGUAACGGAAAUCAGAGGGCCCGAAACCGAUACGGCCCGAUAUUGCGGUUCGGAAAAAAUUCACGGCCGUAACGGCCGUUACGGAGGCGUAACGGCACGUAACGGCCGAUACUCCAACGUUACAUGUCGUAACGUCCGUUACGGACCGUUACAUGGCCGACAGGUAGCAUAUUCGCUGACGGGCAGCAGGCAGCAACGCUGCUUUCCCCCUCUCCCCAGUCCCCACACCCAUCUGCCAUUCAAAGGCUAAAAAGGAAAGUUACAAACUGACCUUGAAAAUUUGUUGGCCUUCGGCAAUAAGAAGGCUUCGAAGCCUGAGAGUGAGCACACCGAGGCUACCGAGCAGAUCUACUCAGAAUUGCAGACUUGCAGUUCCAGGCUUCCAGUUCCAGCAACUUGGCGAGUCACCGGCGACGGAAAAAGGUCUGCAGCAGCUCCGCCAGUCAUCGCAGUCGGCACCUUCCUCCGCCAGUCGUCGCAGUCGCACCAGCCAGCCUCUCGAUUUCAGCUUCGGAGGCUCGGAGCUUGGAGUCAUCGCUGGCUCGCUGCUUUUGCUUCGCUCCUUCGACUGUUCGAGGCUCCUCUGAGUUCCCUCGAAUCCCUCCUCUCUCUCGGUCUGACUCGACUACAGGCCUCAGCAGAUCAUCAAAUUAAGUCUAUCAAUAUGUCACGUGAUAGAGGAAAUGAAAACUUACCUAGUGAAGAUAUUGGAUGGCAUUUUGGUACUGCGGUAGACGGUAAUAGACAUGUUAUUAUGUGUAAAUUAUGUGGGAAGAUAAUCAAAGGGGGCAUUACACGCUUGAAACAACACUUGGCACAUAAAAAGGGUCAAGUAGCUGGAUGCUCAAAUGUGACCACACAAGUAAGAGAACAAAUGAUGAAACAUCUACAACAGUAUGCUGAGAAGAAAAGAGAUAAACAAAAAAGGCAAGAAGAAGCAGAAGCCCAAAUUAGAGGAGAUUUUGAGAAUUUGAGCGAUGAAGAAGACUUUGAAGAAGAAAGUAUGAGAUUUGCUCGACAAGAAAGCAUGCGAUCACAACAACAAUGGGAAGAUAGACAAAGAUUUCGAGCAAGAACAACUGGAAGGGGUAAUAUUUAUGAAGAGGGAGGUGGCUCUGGCAGUGGUGCUACCAGUGGUUUCAAUAGAGCAGGAGCUCGAUCUUAUAGUGGUCGAGAAGCUGGAGGUAGUGGACGACAAUGGAUCAAUCCUGAUGCCCCUGAAGCUAGACUAAAGGCAAUGGAUCCUAUUUUAGAAAGAAGUAAGAGUGCGAAACAACCAAAACUCAACACAAAGUUACUGAAAGGUUUAAGAAGUAAAUUAGGAAAAGCGGUUGGAAAAUUCCUAAUUUAUAAUCGGAUUCCAGCGAAUGUAGCUGACUCUCCAUUUAUGCAGCCUAUGCUUGAUAUUGCUGUAGAGGUUGGAAAGGGGGUGAAGGGUCCAUCACCCUAUGAGAUAUCUGAAAUUUAUUUGGAGCAAGAGUAUCAAGAAAUGAAAAAUUAUAUAGCUUCUUUUGCUGGAAUUUGGAAGGAAAGAGGUGUAACACUUAUGUGUGAUGGUUGGUCAGGACCAACUAGAAAACACAUUAUAAACUUUUUAGUUUAUUGUGAUAGAGGCACCGUGUUUCAUAAAUCAGUUGAUGCCUCUGAUGUGCCAAGCAGAACAGCUGAAUAUUAUUUCAGAUUAAUGGAUGAGGUGGUUGAAGAAAUUGGAGAGGAGAAUGUUGUCCAAGUAGUGACUGAUAAUGAAGCUGCAAUGAAGGCAGGAGGAAAAUUAUUAAUGCAGAAGAGGCCCAAUCUCUAUUGGACAGCAUGUGCAGCUCAUUGCAUAGACCUUAUUCUUGAAGAUAUUGGUAAGAAAAGUAACGUGAAGAAGGUCUUAGAAGAUGCAAGAACAAUAACCUCAUUUAUUUACAACCACACAUGGACAGUGAAUUUCAUGAAGAAAUUCACAAAUAAUAGAGAGUUACUUCGCCCUGCCAUCACUCGAUUUGCCACAAAUUUCAUUGCUUUGGAGACUAUUGUCAGGCAUAAACAAGCACUAAGGGAAAUGUUUACAUCUGAUGCUUGGAAAAACUCAAGGUUUGGAAUGGCAAAAUCAGGCCCAGCAUAUGAUUCAAAGAAAAUUAUCUUAGGCAAAGAGUUUUGGCAAAAGGCCUCUGAUAUAAUUAAAGUGCAAGAACCCUUGGUGAAAGUUCUUAAAUUGGUUGAUGGUGAUGAAAAACCAACCAUGGGCUUCAUAUACGAGGCAAUUGAUAGGGCGAAGUUGGCCAUUCAAAAAGAUUGCCGGUUUUACAAAGACUAUUGGAAAAUUAUUGACAACCGGUGGAGUUUUCAGUUGCACCAAGAUUUGCACGCUGCUGGGUAUUUUUUGAACCCACAAUUUCUUUAUGGUGCCCCACCCUCUCCUGAAGUUGCUAGAGAAGUCAUGGAUGGAGUUAAAAAAGUGAUAACCAAGUUGGUACCCGAUAUAGAUACUCAAAUUCGGGCUAUUAAUCAAUUGUUGCUAUAUCGAGAUAGGCAGGAGACUUUUGGAACCCCGUUGGCUCAAAGGGCAGUGAAACAAACAAAUCCUGCUGAAUGGUGGAUUCAUUAUGGCUUGUGUGCUCCUGAGCUCCAAAGAAUAGCAAUUAGAGUUCUUAGUCAGACCACAUCAGCUUCGAACUGUGAGCGUAAUUGGAGCACCUUUAGCCUCAUCCAUACGAAAACAAGAAAUAGAUUAAAGUACAUGAGACUACAAAAACUUGUUUUCGUACAUUACAACAUGAGGUUAAAGUUAAGACGUACAAUGAGAAGAAGCCAACGAGAAAUUGAAGAGGGUUUCAAUCCUAUCAAUUUGGACUACAUUUUCGAAGAAGAUGAUCCUUUAAGUCAAUGGUUAGAGGAGAGAGAGACACCACUACUCGACGGUCAGGACAAUUCAAAUUGGUUAAAUGAAGAGGUUGGUGGUACUACAGAAGGAGGUGAUCAACCACCAAUAAACGCGCAUGAUGAUUCAGGUUCAAGCCCUGAACGUACACAAAGUGAUGACAAUCUUGGUUUGAGCCCACCAAGUGAUGAUGAUGGUAAUAGUGGUGCUGGAGCUGGGGUUGGGGGGGGGUGGCAGUGGUGGUGGUGGAGGCGGCGGUGUAGAAUAUAAUUAUGGAUAUGAUACAGGGACAUCAUUUGGAAGGGAUAUAUAUCCUUCUGAUCCUUAUGGACUACAUGACAUACCUGAAAAUUAUGACUUGGGUAUUCCUCCAGGGAACCAAUCUUCACAACCCAGGAGAAGGAGGAGUGCUCGUGGUGACCCUAGCGAUUCUACUGAAGAUUCAUAUGGUGUGGUUCGUAGUUUUGGCGACUUUGGUUUAGAUGGUUCAUCAUCACAAUCAUUUGGAUCUCAUCCAGCAUAUCCACAUUAUGCAUCUCGUGACUCACAUUUUUAUCCCAGUGGAUUAGGAAUCUCAGGAUCUAGUGAGUCUUCUUCUACACACUACCCAGAGCCAGCCCUUCCCCAACUUAUAGACAUUAUUCAGGAGAAUUUUCAUCACCAGUACAUUUUCAAGAGCAACAACAAAAUGAUGCAAACUUGGGUUCAUUCAACUAUGUAUUUCCACAAGGAUGGGGAGAUAAUUUCCCAUCCCAAUCUCAAGAUACAGAUGCAAAUUAUGAAGACCCUCCACGUCAUUCUUUUUGGUGGUGACAUGUGUUAUAUUAUAAAUUUGUAAUAUUGUAUUCAUGUAUUUUCAAUUAUUUAUUGAUAUUUGAUAUUAAUCACUUUUUAAAUUCAUGUAUGUGUAAUGUGUAUAUUGAGUAUUAAGUCUAUUGAGUAUUGAUUCAUUUUUAGUAACUUUAUGACUUAAAUUAAUUGAUUCUUACAUUUCUACAUCUUUUUACUCAUUAAAGUAAUGUAAACUAUAAAAAAAUAUGCUUUUUUUUGUAAACAGCGCACUAAAAUUAAUAUAAAAAUCAUAAUGCCUAUUAAAAAGCAUUUGUAGGUUGAAUGAAAGCCUUCAAAAUUCAUUAAAAAUCAUGUAUUAAUGGAUUUCAUGCUUAUUUUUUAAUUUUCGCAUGGUUGUGCAUGCGUGAAAAAAAUUCACGACCGUUACGCCCGCUUCCCGUUACGUAACACCCGCGUCUCCCGCGACCCGCGACACCCGCGACCGUUUCGCGACGUUACCCGCGACCGCGAUUUCGAACCAUGCUAGAGAUAGCUAUAAUAUUACAAAGUUCAAAUUAUUUUCAAGAUCUAAG
Molecule: messenger RNA, 4335 nt
Organism: Malania oleifera
Lineage: Eukaryota; Viridiplantae; Streptophyta; Magnoliopsida; Santalales; Ximeniaceae
Exons: 6
Coding region: 770-3241 (823 amino acids)
Molecular function (GO): DNA binding; protein dimerization activity
Source: RefSeq, a predicted model, not a curated record